GUGAUCUGCAUUGUAAUAUUUUUGAAAACUCGGGUUUAUUGCUGAAUAAGUGAAUUCAAGGCUUCAAGCUUUAUAAGCUAAUGGAAACAGGAAUGGCCUUUAGUGAAGUUUGUAGAAUUUGCUUAUGCGUUAAUGUACGCAUGUUUGUACUAAAGGAGACUAGUCUCCGAAAUUUGUACAAAACAUUGACGAUCAGUUUUAUGGAUGAGGAUGUGGAGCCCAUAAUUGUCUGUUUUACCUGUCAUGCAAGACUCAUUCGUUGCAGAACAUUACAACAACAGGCUAUUGAGUCAAAUGCAGUUCUGAAGCAGUUGCUUGCAGGAGGGUCCAUGUCUAUACCAAAUCAUCAUGAUGCUAGAGAUAAGAUUCAAUUCACACCAAUUAGUCAUAUAGAUAUCAGGCCAGUAGAGUGUGAUCUAGAUAAUGGUUGUCAGAACGAAAUGUUUAGCCUUGAAUCUGUUAAAGUUGAAGAAGAGAAUUUAGAAAAUGAGAAUUUCAAAUAUGAAGAAAAUGGGAAUUAUGAAAUAGAGAGUGCUGAAAAACAAGAAGAUUUGGAGAUUGACGCUUUUGAAGAUAGACAUACGGAUUUGGAUGACGACUUGCCGCUAAUUGCAUUUGGUUCAAAGAGUAAAAAAGAUGACGAUGACAUAGAAACUUCUGAGAAGAAGAUUAAAUCAAAUUCUACUGAUUGUAAGAUAAACGAUGUUCGUGAAGAAGAGCUCGAUUUUGAAGGCCCUACUAUUAAAUCAAACCCUAAAGUGAAAAAAGAUAAUCAACCAAUUAAUAAAAAAGGAAAGCAUCCUGCAAAGAUUAUGAAAACGAAAAUUUUGAAACAAAAGAGUGUAAAUAUGCUUAAGAAAAAAACAUCUGGGACAUCAACUGAAUACAUUUUUGAAUGUGAUGGUUGUAGUAAAAAAUUUUCAACAAAAGACAUUCUCGCCAAACACAUUUCAUACAGUCAUAAGACGCAAAAGAACUCAGACACCACUGCAGUUCGGACACAAGUAGAACAAGCUCCAGUACCACAACAAACAGAAAUAUUUAAUUGUGAUAUUUGCGAAUUUAAAACAUCUCACAAACGUUACAUUUUGGCACAUCUUAAAGCACACGUCUCUAAACAAAUGUACUGUUGUAAUAAUUGUGAAUAUAAAUGUAUUAGACAAAGUAAGUUGCAAAGACAUAUGAAAAUACACACCGGUGAAAAACCUUUUUCGUGUAAUAUCUGUGAAUAUAGAUGUAUUACAAAAAGUAAUUUGCAAACCCAUUUGAAAAUACACACCGGUGAAAAACCUUUUUCGUGUAAUGUAUGUGAAUAUAGAUGUAUUAGAUACAGUUAUUUGAAAACACAUAUGAAAAUACACACUGGAGAAAAACCUUUUUCGUGUAAUGUAUGUGAAUAUAGAUGUAUUACAAAAAGUUGUUUGCAAAUACAUAUGAAAAUACACACCGGAGAAAAACCUUUUUCGUGUAAUAUCUGUGAAUAUAGAUGUACCACAAAAAGUAAUUUCCAAAGUCAUAUGAAAAUACACACCGGAGAAAAACCUUUUUCGUGUAAUAUAUGUAAAUAUAGAUGUAUUAGAUAUAGUCAUUUGGAAACACAUAUGAAAAUACACACUGGAGAAAAACCUUUUUCGUGUAAUGUAUGUGAAUAUAGAUGUAUUACAAAAAGUUGUUUGCAAAUACAUAUGAAAAUACACACCGGAGAAAAACCUUUUUCGUGUAAUAUCUGUGAAUAUAGAUGUACCACAAAAAGUAAUUUCCAAAGUCAUAUGAAAAUACACACCGGAGAAAAACCUUUUUCGUGUAAUAUAUGUGAAUAUAGAUGUAUUAGAUACAGUCAUUUGGAAACACAUAUGAAAAUACACACUGGAGAAAAACUUUUUUCGUGUAAUAUAUGUGAAUAUAGAUGUAUUAGAUACAGUCAUUUGCAAACACAUAUGAAAAUACACACCAGUGAAAAACCUUUUUCGUGUAAUAUCUGUGAAUAUAGAUGUAUUGGAAAAAGUGAUUUGCAAAAACAUAUGAAAAUACACACCGGUGAAAAACCUUUUUCGUGUAAUAUUUGUGAAUAUAGAUGUAUUGGAAAAAGUGAUUUGCAAACCCAUAUGAAAAUACACACCGGUGAAAAACCUUUUUCGUGUAAUGUAUGUGAAUAUAGAUGUAUUACAAAAAGUACUUUGCAAACACAUAUGAAAAUACACACCGGUGAAAAACCUUUUUCGUGUAAUAUCUGUGAAUAUAGAUGUAUUGGAAAAAGGGAUUUGCAAAAACAUAUGAAAAUACACACCGGUGAAAAACCUUUUUCGUGUAAUAUUUGUGAAUAUAGAUGUAUUAAAAAAAGUCGUUUGCAAGAACAUAUGAAAAUACACACCGGUGAGAAACCUUUUUCGUGUAAUAUUUGUGAAUAUAGAUGUAUUAGAAAAACUGAUUUGCAAAGACAUUUAAAAACACACACUGGCGCAAAACCUUUUUCGUGAGCUAUCUGGUGAAAUAUGUACAAUAUUGUGUAAACUUGUUUUAUAUAAAUAUGUGUGUACCAGACAAAAAUCCAUUUUUGUGAAUUUGUGAUGUAAUUAUAUAACGAGUAGAAAAACCUUUCCGUGCCUUAUGUGCCAAUUGAAACUGCAUCUAUUCUGAAGAAGUUAAUUCAAUACCUACUCGUCGUUCACUUCAAGAAUGCCGUUACCUCCCGCCGCGCCCCCUCAUGCCGCGCCUCAAGCGGCGCCCUUUUAGUACCGAUAGCAACGUCGAAGUGUACUUACGUCCGUUUUUUAUGCUCCCGUACGUUCUCUAGUUUGUUACUGUUUUUGCUGUUGUUUUUGUUACUGUUGAUUUUUUGUUUUUGUUUCUGUUGAUAUUCGUUAAUUUGUUUUGUUAUAAUGAGUAAAAGAGGAAAGGUCUUGGACAGUGGCGAACACAAUUUAUUAUAUAAGAUAAUGAGAUUCUUUGAACAAGAAAAGGUUGAAAAGCAGUUGAUAACGCCUUAUGAUGUUCAAGAUGUCGUAGCUAUGAAAAGUAUUGCCAGAAAUUAAGUUGUUGGAAAAUGAAAAGAAGUACCAGGCGCUAUAAAAAUCAUUUGAUAACGUUAUCAAGAGAACUGCGGCCGCCACUGAUAUAUCUGAACAUAAUUUAAGAAAUAUAAAGACUGAAGCAAAAAAAAAUUAAAACGAGCUCACCUGAGCCCAGUACUUCAAGUACACAAGAAAUAAAAUUGACAACACCGAGAAAAAGGAAAAUAGCCACAAAGAGGUUGGAAAUAGAUGAUUUCAUGGUGUGUUCGAUUCGAAACAUAAUUGACCGUUUCUACACAGUUAAAAAGGAAGUUCCUACGCUGCGCAAGAUAUUAGCAGAAGCAAAGAAAGAUUUAAAUUUUCCUGUUCAAAAAGUCACUCUCUGGAAAAUUAUAAAAACGAAGCUUGGAUAUAAGUUUACAAAAUGUAAAAAUAUAAGACAAUAUCUUAUUCAGAAACCGGAGAUAGCAGCAUGGAGAGCAUGUUACUUACGUUAAAAUGAUGAACAGGGAGUCUAUAAAAAACCAGUCAUAUAUUUGGAUGAAACAUGGAUAAACAGCCACUAUACCGUUUCAAAAUGCAACUGAUGCAAGCGUAAAAAAAAAUUUCAAUCCCGGACAACGUUGGAUUGUGGUCCAUGCUGGCAGCGAGAAUGGUUUUGUCAAAGGUGCCGAACUCUUUUAUAAAUGCAAAAGCACUGCAGGGGAGUACCAUAAUGAAGUGGACGCAAAUAAUUUCAAAAAGUAUAUACAGGAAAAACUCCUACCUAACUUACCUCCCAAUAGCAUUCUUGUACUUGACAAUGCAAUCACAGCCGCCAGAUUGAUAAACCACCGACUUCAGUGGCACGCAUAGAAGCUAUGCAAAAUUGGUUGCAGGAAAAUGGUAUAUCCUUUGACCCAAAGAUGACGAAGCGAGAAUUAUACUAUGUAGUAUGUCGUUCGAAGCCUACCAAAAAAUAUGAAAUUGACGAAAUUGUCCAAAGUCAUGAACACGAAGUCUUACGCCUACCACCGUACCAAUGUGAUUUGAAUCCCAUCUAGUACGUGUGGAAUCUAGUGAAGC
Messenger RNA from Parnassius mnemosyne (clouded apollo), 4076 nucleotides. Lineage: Eukaryota; Metazoa; Arthropoda; Insecta; Lepidoptera; Papilionidae. The record is from the annotation of a GenBank genome assembly.